AUGUCAUCAAGCGAAGAGGGACAAGAUACUGAAGAUAGGCUGGGAGCAGAGGCAUACCUUCGUCCGUUAAUCACGUCUUUCAUCUCAAACAUCGGGUACACAACGGCACCAGUGAUCAGCGAUGGAACAUAUUGGUCAGCUCUACAUCAACACGCAAUCAACACUGUAUAUGUCGGUAUCUAUACCUGGCUUGCCGUUGUCAUUGACGAUGUAGCAUGUCGGUCUUUGGAAGAUUUCGAGCCCUUUCACGAACGCUUCGCUAGCGGAAAGCCUCAACCGACGGUUUUUCUCGAAGCUUGGGCAGGUAUAAUUCAGUCGGCUUUUGAUUACUGGGACCCUAUGGUAGCCAACUUUAUCGUCGCCGCAUCCCUUGACCUUCACAACGCGUGCGUCUUAGAGGCGCGUUCCGAACUCCGACGCCUAGUACGAACUAAAGGGGGUCAGAGUUUGGCCUGGUACAUGCGUAGCAAGUCCGGCCUUGCGGAUGCCUAUGCGUACUUUACAUUUCCCAAGGCCGUGUAUCCUGAUAUAUCAUGUUUCCUAGAAGCGAUUCCGGACAUGUCUGCUUAUUUCUGCCUUGCCAAUGAUGUGUUGUCGUUCUAUAAAGAAGAGAAAGCAAAAGAAAAGGACAACUACAUCAACUACAGAGCUUAUUACGAAGGAAACGAUCCCCGAACGGUACUAGGAGAGGUAAUUGGGCAGACACAAAAUGCCGUCAAGCGUAUGCGAGUUGUAGUUAAGGGGCGAGAGCCGUAUGAGCAGGCUUUGAACAACCACAUCCUAGGUUAUGUAGCGUUUCAUACUCUGAGCGAUCGCUACAUGUUGUCAGAGAUUGGCUUGGGAGAGGAUGCAUUCAGUGUGGUUAAUGGUAAGGUUCUUUAGUUCGAGAUGUAGGCAAGCGACAUGUGUAUAUAGUACCUAAUAAAUACUGUCGUCGAA
This is a messenger RNA of Daldinia decipiens, 939 nucleotides long. Its product is annotated as terpenoid synthase. The transcript is spliced from 3 exons. Bases 1 to 882 code for a protein of 293 amino acids. Gene Ontology annotation, molecular function: carbon-oxygen lyase activity, acting on phosphates. Lineage: Eukaryota; Fungi; Ascomycota; Sordariomycetes; Xylariales; Hypoxylaceae. The record is from RefSeq and is a predicted model, not a curated record.